This is a messenger RNA of Anopheles bellator, 1365 nucleotides long. Its product is annotated as numb-like protein. The transcript has 2 exons. Bases 1 to 1365 code for a protein of 454 amino acids. The record is from RefSeq and is a predicted model, not a curated record. NCBI's taxonomy places the organism in Eukaryota, Metazoa, Arthropoda, Insecta, Diptera, Culicidae.
AUGUAUAUGCGAUCGGACUACGCUAAUCGGCCCCAGGAAGAUAUGGUUCCCGCCCAAUUUUUCAUCAUGCACCAUCCCACACGCCACCUGGUGGUUAUUUUGUGGCUGGCGUCGGCCAUCGCGGCCGUCCCGAUACGCCAGGGUCAGGGUCUCCUGGCGGCGGUGCAGCGUCAGUACGAUGGGAGCCGACCCGGAACGAACGAUGCCGCCGAGUUCCUGCAGGAGCUGAGCGAAGAACGGUCGGCUGAUGCGGUAGCGGCCGCUACCGGACAGCCAGCCGUGGCUCCGGGGGCACCAGCGGAGGCGAGGGUCCAACCUCCGGCGGCACCGUCUACCGGUGAGCCGUCGGGCGCCCGGAAACACAAGAUGCUCGGCUACUUCGGCCUGUACGCACCGAGCGCGGUGCCGGCGAUGGCUUACGGUCAGCUGCCCUACGGCUACCCGCUCUACACGUCGAUGCUGGACUACUACGACGACUACUCGUCGAUGGCGGGGACGAUGUCGCUGGAUCCGAGCAUGGGCAGCAUGGGCGCCGGAUCCUAUCCGAGCCUCAACAUGCUGGCCAACAUGCAGAGCUACCCGCCCAACAUGUACGCCAACAUGCCGAACGGCUUCGGCUCGUACCCGGCGAUGGGUGGGGUGGGGUCCCAACUGUCACCCAGCCUCCAGCAACACCUUGCCAACCUUCUCCAGCAACAGCAGCAACAACAGCAACAACAGCAACAACAGCAACAAGCGACGAACCCGCAGCUGGCGGCCCAGUUGGCCGCGAGCCUGGACGCGAACGCGGCCUCCCUCGGGAGCUUCCAGAGCCUGGCGGCCAGCUUCGCGGCCGGCAGUGACAACUUCCAGCUGGACGACGAGGACAUCCUGUCGCGUCACAGCCAAGCGACGAGACGGCGCCCACCCUCCGGCCAGGUGAAGAACUCGCCCAUCUACUACAUCCGGCUGCCGCCGACGCCGUACAUGUUCGUGCCGGGCGUGGGCUACAUCUCCCAGCCCCCCACCAUCCAACCGAUGGCCGCCCCGAUCCCGCAGUACCCGCAGCUCGGGCCACCCGUCACGAUGAGUCCGUUCUAUCAGCUGCCGAUCAACUUCGUCUCGAACGGCAAACCGUCCGGCAUUUACCAGUGGAACGGUGGCCCAGGGCCAGCCGCUGCCCCCGCUCCACCACCGCAGCCCGCGUUCGCCCUGCCGUACCCCAGACCGCAGCGGCCCGCGUACGUGCCGACGCCCUUCAUCCAGGACUCGAAGGUGACGCACCUGAAGGGCCCGUUCCUGUUCAAUGGCCGGCCGGAGGAGAUCUUCCUGCUGCAGAACGCUUUCAACCCCCUGUUCCAGAGCCCCCUGGCUGGCUACUACUAG